AUGAAAGGUCCAAGUCGCAGCAGCAGCAGCCCAAGCACCAUCAGUGAGGACGUCAUUAUUAACGGUCACUCUCAUGAAGACGAUAAUCCAUUUGCAGAGUACAUGUGGAUGGAAAACGAAGAGGAAUUCAACAGACAAAUAGGAGAGGAAUUGUGGGAAGAAGAAUUUAUUGAAAGCAGUUUCCAAGAAAUGCGGGAGGAGGAAGAAGAACAAGAGUGGUUUAUUCCAGCUCGAGAUCUCCCACAAACUAUGGACCAAAUCCAAGACCAAGUUAAUGACCUUGUUAUCAGUAAUGGCUCCUCUCUGGAAGAUCUUGUGGUCCAGAGCAAUCUGAACCCAAAUGCAAAGGAGCUUGCUCCUGGGGUGCAGCACUAA
Messenger RNA from Jaculus jaculus (lesser Egyptian jerboa), 375 nucleotides. RefSeq names its product polyadenylate-binding protein-interacting protein 2-like. Gene Ontology annotation, molecular function: mRNA regulatory element binding translation repressor activity. Gene Ontology annotation, biological process: negative regulation of translational initiation. The transcript has a single exon. Gene Ontology annotation, cellular component: cytoplasm. NCBI's taxonomy places the organism in Eukaryota, Metazoa, Chordata, Mammalia, Rodentia, Dipodidae. Bases 1 to 375 code for a protein of 124 amino acids. The record is from RefSeq and is a predicted model, not a curated record.